CAAACAUAACUAUAUACGCAAGGCUGAAUUCGUAACUUUGAGUACCUAAAUAAAUUGGAACUCAUCUCUUCUACUAGUUCAUCUGCCAAUUUCUCAACUGAAAUUUUCUUCGUGUGCUUAAUCAGAUGGCCUUGUUCCUUGCUUCACCAGUACCAUAUGCCCGGUUACAGGUUCCACUCUCAGGGAAAGUUAGUCGCCGCAAAGUCUCGACUUUGGCAACCACAAUUUCACGACCUGAUGACAAAGAAGAAGUAGGUGUGGAUUGGGUGAAGGCCACUUCGAAUUUCUUCGACCAAGGAGAUUCAAGACCGAUUAUGUUGUUUGAUGGAGUGUGCAACUUAUGUAAUGGGGGUGUCAAAUUUGUUCGGGAUAAUGAUCGUCAAAGGAGAAUGAGGUUUGAACCACUUCAAAGUGAAUCUGGUAAGAAGUUGCUACAGAGGUCCAAAAGAGCACCGGACGAUAUUUCUAGUGUUGUUCUUGUUGAAAAGGAUAGAUCAUAUAUCAAGUCAGAAGCAGUACUCAAGAUCAUGGAAUACCUCAAUUUGCCUUUUCCCCAGCUUGCAUUGUUUCUGCAGUUUGUGCCAUUGUUCAUACGGGAUUUUGUAUACGAUAAUGUUGCAGAUAAUCGGUACAACAUCUUCGGUCGGGCGGAAUCGUGUGAGAUAUAGUUUAUUAGGAUAGUUGAGCAUCAAUGUCAGCUUGAUUUACACACCAACUUAACUUGUAAGAACAUAAAAGAUGUCAAGAUGAAUCCAUAGUUUCGUAUACAAAGAAAAAUAACAUCAAAAAUUAUACUGUAUUGUAUACCCUUUAUAAAGAAACUGCACUUUGUACCUCAGAGAAGGCAAAAUCGUAUUCAAGAGAAUUUGCUCAGUACUGUUACUACUGUACAAUACAACUGUGUAUGAUGCAUAAUAGCCUGUUGACUUUGUUGUCAAAGUGGGGGAUGGUAUAAGGCCUUAGCCUUCAGGCCAACAUGUAAAGGUGUGUGCAGCUCAUAUUAGUUCUGUAGGGGUAACAAAAACUGUAAUUUGUCAAAAUCCUGUGGAUCUGGUUGAGGUGGUUUUUAUAGAGCAUUUGAUCAUUUUCUGUAAAUGUAGGACAUACUUCAUAGAUGAUAUGUGUUCAAUGCAUUCCGUUUGUAAAAUUUUUAACGAUGUAAUCAACUGCCUAAUGGUUUAAUAUGAUUACACUGUAUAUUUGAGCAUCAA
Molecule: messenger RNA, 1211 nt
Organism: Papaver somniferum (opium poppy)
Lineage: Eukaryota; Viridiplantae; Streptophyta; Magnoliopsida; Ranunculales; Papaveraceae
Product: DCC family protein At1g52590, chloroplastic
Exons: 5
Coding region: 126-668 (180 amino acids)
Molecular function (GO): protein-disulfide reductase activity
Source: RefSeq, a predicted model, not a curated record